AUUACGCAACUCAUUGCUGGAUUUUCUAUAUAUCAACCGGUUUCAAAACAGCUUGGAAUUCAGUAGAAUUCCAAGAAGUAGAAUUCCAAAAAGUAGAAUCUUGGCUUAUAUUUAUCGUAGUACUUUAUUAUUAAUAAUAAAAUAUUAAUAUUUUAUUAUUAAUAAUAAAGUACUACGAUAAAUAUAAGCCAAGAUUCACGAAUAUGCCCGUUUCACGUAUAAACCCUGCUAAAAAGAAUUCUUCUACAUUACAACAGACUGCCGAAAUCUUCUACAUACCAACAGACUGCAAGAAACACUGGCGAAUUCUUCGCCAGUGUUUCUUGAAUGUGGGUAAGAGCCGGAGUGUUCGCUUGAAUCGAUUCAAAGUGAAGUUGACGGUGAGACAAGAUCCGGAUUUAAACGGGCACAACAGUCAAGACAACGAGAACAUAACGGGAAAAAUUCCACACGAAGAAGAUCCGUUGAUUUCGGUAGAUUCCGCCCGCGUGGUGUAUCACAGAACGACGAUCACCAGCGAGGUGACUUUGCACGUGGGACGAAGAAAAUCGAACGCUAUGAGUUAUCUUAAAGGAAAAUUCAAGGACUGUAAAAACUGUGUACAAGUUGUAACGCUAAACCGAAACAUGUUUAGUAGUGUAUCCGUUACGCGUAGAAUUAUCAUAUAUCCGAGUCUACUUUAUUGCCAAAUAAAAGUGAAAGAAGACCGGUAAACAUUAUGUCGCCUUUUUCCUUUUCAAAUAGUUUUUAAAUAGGGUUUUCUAAAACCGCUGUUUCACAAGAACCGGUUUUGUCGCCAGCCCUAGUAGAUAUUGCAUUGACGUAAACCUACUCCUAU
Messenger RNA from Centruroides sculpturatus (bark scorpion), 838 nucleotides. RefSeq lists its product as uncharacterized. The transcript has 2 exons. NCBI's taxonomy places the organism in Eukaryota, Metazoa, Arthropoda, Arachnida, Scorpiones, Buthidae. The record is from RefSeq and is a predicted model, not a curated record. The coding region runs from base 204 to 713 and encodes 169 amino acids.